Molecule: messenger RNA, 1344 nt
Organism: Gryllus bimaculatus (two-spotted cricket)
Lineage: Eukaryota; Metazoa; Arthropoda; Insecta; Orthoptera; Gryllidae
Source: the annotation of a GenBank genome assembly
AUGGGGGUAACCCGCGCAAGCAGCCGUGUCGUUAGUCCCGUAAGUGCAGGGAGUGUUUUUUUUAUCUUCCCCGCUGGAUGGACAGAUCCGGUGCCGCUCUAUCCCCCGCGCAGCGUGUGUGGUGCGAGGUCAGGUACUCGGCGUACGGCGUGGCGGAGCCGGCGGUGGCGCACGCGCGGCGGGCGGACGCCGCCGGCUGCCGCUGGGCCGUCCGCUUUCCGCCACCGGCCGCGGCCGAUGCACAUGCAGUUUGCAUCUUGGCCGUUUGAGGCCAACGGAGUCGGUUAUCGCGCAUGCGUGCGUGCGGGUCGUACUGUGUGCACGGGCGACGAGAUAACGAAUAGCUGGACGUGUUCAACCGGCGCGUGCGCGAUGAGGCGGGGGCGUUCGCCUUCACGUACAGUGCGCCGCGCGUGGCGCCCCGCGGGCUGGCUCUGCAGCCGGAUGACCCGCCCGACGCGCCCGGCGCCGCCUUCCCGCAGGCCGACGAGGGCAGGACUUAGAGGGAAGACCUUUUGCCAGAGGCGGCGGAGGCCCGCCACGCGCGGCGCCAGGGCAGGCGGAAGCGGCCCCCGCCUCAAUCGCGCGCUAAAGGCGGCCGCGGAUUGGGCAGGAGGUAGGAGGGGCAAGGUUGAACACGGGUUCCUAGCCUGCGCGCACACGCGGCGCUCCACGCCUUCACAUUACUAUUGUACACGGAUACGACCCGCACGCAGCGGCACUGCUAUUGCACGCACUCGCGCACUCGCAAUUGUUUACUUGUUUGUGCUGUUCAAGUCAAUUAUAGCAGCGGGGCCUAGAGCGCACAUAAAUGGGUUGAAUGGCUGGCUAAGGACGGAGGAGGCAGGACGGCUAGAGGGCAAGAGGGGGGCAGGAGAAGGCAGGAGGCAGAGGCCAGGAGGUAGAGCGCAGGAGAUAGGGGCGCAGGAGGGCAGGAGGGCAGGAGUUAGAGAAGCGAUCAUUAAGGAGAGAAGAGGGAGAGGAAACGUCCUUUUGCUGCGGUUCCUGGUGGUGCCGGCGAGCGGCUGCGACCGCGCGGGCGUGGGCUUCGCCGCGUUCGCCACGCAGCCCGACCGCUGCGCGCGGCCCCGUGGCUCCUGCCUGCGCGCGCAGCCCCUUGACCUGUGGCGCCGCGACGCGUGGCUCGAUGCGCAGUUUGGUCAGGGCCGCCCGGGCAAGUACUUCCUGCAGAGCUUCGCGCGCCUGCCGCCGCAGCCGCUGCGCCUGCGCCCGGGCUCCGACGACACCUUCCUGGCGCUGGCCUUCGACGGCGCGCUGCAGGACCGCCGACUUCAACGCGCCCGUCUCCUCCGGGGCAUUGAGCAAUGGAAAGACUUUUUUUAA